This is a messenger RNA of Sycon ciliatum, 5510 nucleotides long. RefSeq lists its product as uncharacterized. Lineage: Eukaryota; Metazoa; Porifera; Calcarea; Leucosolenida; Sycettidae. The record is from RefSeq and is a predicted model, not a curated record. The transcript has 11 exons. The coding region runs from base 341 to 2689 and encodes 782 amino acids.
UUUGAAUCAGUUGAGGCUUCAGUCUUCACUUUGGCCGAAUGUGUUAGUACGUCCCUAGCCCACCCACGACACUAAAACUUUAGUAAAAGGACGAAUGCAGUGAACUGUUUCCUUUUCCGUGGGAGCAUACUUGCAGUGAGUGGGUCAGUAAAAUCUGAGGAGGCAUCAACCAGCGAGGAUUAUCGAUUAGAAAAGUUAGAUAAAGCAAAUAAUUCUCAAGCAGCUGGAGAGUUUGCAUCUAGUAUUGCAGUUGACAAUGUGUGGAUGAUCGCCAUUGCUCCACCGUAUUCCUGUGUAGUGUGGAUGCCGUUCUCUGCAAGGCUUGCUACUGGCCGGCAAGAUGGUGCAGUCGGGUAGACGGAAAAUCAUGGCAAGGGCUGAUGUCUGCCUGAUAUACGGUAUUUCACUGCUGCUCGUCUGCGUAAGCCUAUGCGCUGCUGCCGAUGCAACCGGGACGGGUGUCGAUGACGGGGCUGCCGGUGUGGCUUCUACCACUACGGGCACCAGCACUACCGCCAGCACUACCGCCACCACUACCAUCGUGACCACCACCCCUACUGCUGCCGUCACUACCAUCACCGUUGACCCUCUGCUUCUCAUCGACGCCAACGCCACGGUGAUUUGCUCGGCGAACACGACUUCGUUGCUGCACCUUACUGCACAGAACGUGCCCAUACCGGCGGAUGAUAAAGAUCUAGUCUGGCUCGUCGACUACUGGCCGACCAACGUUCUAUAUCCGAAACCGAUCCAGGACGCGCGUCCGUUCAAUGCCUCCGAGCCAGUCCUCGCGUUGCCGCACUUUUGGGACUGCCCGGGCGAUCGCGGCGUCUGGAACGUCUCCGUUCGAGUGUGCGAGGAGUCCUCUCCAGGGUUUGGUUGUCCGGAACCAUCAGAUUCACUUGCCCGCAAUGAGACUGCCUUCACGAUCAAAGUCGGCCUAGCAUCAUCCCUGGCACCAGUGGGUAGUGGUACGUUUGCCUGCAGCAAUGGCACCAAGAGCACCAUAAACAUCAGCGCCAUGGUGUAUGUACCCAACGGUGAGGAUUGGCAGCCCAUACCGCUACGCUAUGAGUUUGAUUUCCGGCGACCGAAAGUCCAGCCGUUGUUGGUCGGUGGCCCAGUUUCGGCGCGGAGGAGUGUCGUGGCCGUCAUGAGGUCUAACGAUACGAGCGUGACGCUGCAUCAGCCGUGGGUGUGCGGCGAUUACGAGUCGGGCACCUGGGACGUCGUCCUGCAGGUGCGCAACGAUGUGGACAAUACCUUGCUGGCGUACGCCAGUGCAACCAUCUUCGUUACAAAGCACCGUGCCUCGCUAACUGUCAAUGGUUCUCUGCAGAGGACGUUCAGCUGCUCGUCGGACUCACCCCUCAUUCUCCGCUACACCUCUACUGGAACAGGACAGGAAGAUGCAACCGUUACCCUACAGUGGGUUGUAACCGGGACUACACCUAACGUCACUAUUUACACUCCGCCGGAACAGAACUUCUCCGGAACGGUUGUGUACUCUUGGCCGUGUCCGCAAGCAUACGGCUUGUACACGAUCACACUGCAGCUUCUCAAUGUGUUCAUACCUAUUGAUCGGCUGCAAGCUGAGACUGAAGUCAGCAUCGGAGUUACUGUGUUGCUAUCGUCCGACAUGGCUAUCCAGCAGCACUUGCACAACCGUCAUCGGUACCACUCUCCCAUGGCCGUCGGCGAGCUGGCGUUCAGCGUUCGCAACCUGCUGGUGAAGGACACGAAUCGCACCGUGGAGGAGUUCUUUGGCGGUGCUGCUGCUGCUGUUGGCGGCGGUGGUGGCGGUAGCAAUGCUGGCAAGACGUCCUUGCAGAUCUACUACGACUGGGUGUUUGACGAUGGAGUUGGCAACACCACCACAACACAGCCAAACAUCACGUAUUCCUAUGAGAGAACAGGUGUGUAUUCUCCCAGGGUGACAGUCCGUGCUAUGAGCGUUGGUAACUACACGCUGGGUCUGCAGCUGGCUGCCGGCACAGCUCUCUUCCCUCCGCUGAGCGUAGUGGCCUAUGUAUCCAGUGUGGAUGUUGACGGUCCUCACGAUUUCCAAGUCGGUGAAUUUGGAACUAACUACACACUCACCUGUGUUUUAAGCUCUGAUACUGACAUCAUCCCCACAAGCCUGUGCUGGAACCUGACGCUAGUGGAAUCCAACUCGUCGCUGAAUGUACCGUACUACAGCGACUGCGAUAUGUUCAACGCCGUGUCGAUUUACAACCGCACGUUUGGCCAUGCGUUCAACGUCACCGGAAUUUACCAGCUGGCGUACAAUUGUUCGAAUGCCGUUUCACGCACUGAUGAGCUGCUUGAGAUCGAAGUCAAUAAUGCGCCUGUGCCACCCAAGGUGCCCGUCGUUUCCUACACCCUGCCCGUCGUGCUGACAAUGGUGUUCGGUCUGGCCGGCUUUGGCUUGCUCGGAUUCCUCGUCUACCGGCACCGCAAGAACCGACACAUCCAGGUGGCCGAGUUUGACUACCUGCUCGACUGGGAGCAGCCACGACCGCGCACGCUGAAGGACCGCUUCAUCGAGUGGAUGGGCGGCGUGUGCGGCUGCCUGCCCGGCCCGUGGCACUGGCGUAAGUCUCAGCGCACGCAGCGCUACCUCAGCCUGACGAGCCGCUCCAACGACUCCAACUACGGCUCCACGCAGUCCUACAGCAUGUCCAUGUCCUGAUGUCCUGAUGUAGUAGUGUUGCAGCUGGCGCCACCGGUACUGACGAUGGUGACGCUACGUACAAGUUUAUGUCCUCAAGUAGUAAUAUUGUUGCAGCUGCUGUUCCUGUCGAUGGUGGAACAACGUGCAAGGUACAAGUUCAUGUCGUCAAGUAAUAUUGUUGCACCUGCUGUUCCUGUCGAUGGUGGAGUGACGUACGAUGUACAAGUUCAUGUCGUCAAGUAAUAUUGUUGCACCUGCUGUUCCUGUCGAUGGUGGAGCGACGUACGAUGUACAAGUUCAUGUCCUCAAGUAAUAUUGUUGCACCUGCUGUUCCUGUCGAUGGUGGAGCGACGUACGAUGUACAAGUUCAUGUCCUCAAGUAAUAUUGUUGCACCUGCUGUUCCUGUCGAUGGUGGAGCGACGUACGAUGUACAAGUUCAUGUCCUCAAGUAAUAUUGUUGCACCUGCUGUUCCUGUCGAUGGUGGAGCGACGUACGAUGUACAAGUUCAUGUCCUCAAGUAAUAUUGUUGCACCUGCUGUUCCUGUCGAUGGUGGAACAACGUGCAAGGUACAAGUUCAUGUCGUCAAGUAAUAUUGUUGCACCUGCUGUUCCUGUCGAUGGUGGAGCAACGUGCAAGGUACAAGUUCAUGUCCUCAAGUAAUAUUGUUGCACCUGCUGUUCCUGUCGAUGGUGGAGCAACGUGCAAGGUACAAGUUCAUGUCCUCAAGUAAUAUUGUUGCACCUGCUGUUCCUGUCGAUGGUGGAGCAACGUGCAAGGUACAAGUUCAUGUCCUCAAGUAAUAUUGUUGCACCUGCUGUUCCUGUCGAUGGUGGAGCGACGUACGAUGUACAAGUUCAUGUCCUCAAGUAAUAUUGUUGCACCUGCUGUUCCUGUCGAUGGUGGAGCGACGUACGAUGUACACGUUCAUGUCCUCAAGUAAUAUUGUUGCACCUGCUGUUCCUGUCGAUGGUGGAGCGACGUACGAUGUACAAGUUCAUGUCCUCAAGUAAUAUUGUUGCACCUGCUGUUCCUGUCGAUGGUGGAGCGACGUACGAUGUACAAGUUCAUGUCCUCAAGUAAUAUUGUUGCAGCUGCUGUUACUGUCGGUGGUGGAGCAACGUGCAAGCAGGCACGCAAGUUCGCUGCUGUGUUCGUUGCGUUGCGUUCGCCGAUCGAGUACGGAGUAGAGGACUUGAGCUCUGCCGUUUGACCUUUCCUUUUGCGAACGAUUGUUACCGUGUAAGCUAUUGUUGCAAUGUGCUACCUGGCGACAGUGUACAAACGUGAAAUAUGUAGCAUGGCGAAAUGGCUAAAUGGCCGCGGUGGUGGCGGCCACUGACUCCUAGCUUAGCCGCCAAGCUCCGUGUAGAUUUGUUGAUAUGUGCCGCCCGUGUAAGGCACCAGGGCACGCCCGUGCGUUGAUACAUAACGCAAGUAAAGUUUGUGCAUCGAGCACUCUGCAUCGAGCACUCUGCAUCGAGCUGCCUCAGCGGACCUUAUUUGUAAGGCAAGGCAAGUAUGUUUGACGCUCAGCCGGUCAGGCUCUUGUUGGUGAGCCGGCCACUUGAAGUCCAUGCCCUGACUCCACGUGAGAGCUUGUCGCGGCGACAUGGCCGCAAACAGAGCAGGUCCCCGGCUCUGCCCUGAGCCAUUCGCCGUCUUUGUUUGAGUGUUUCAUCAAAGUGCGGCGGUGUGAACUUGACACGCUGGUCCCGAGCACGCCUGAAUUCUGUCUCGCCUAACCUUUCGCUUCUAACAAAACACUAUUGGCCAGCUGUGCUGACUGUGCGCGCGCGCGCGCGUGUGUGUGUGUGUGUGUGUGUGUGUGUGUGUGUGUGUGUGUGUGUGUGUGUGUGAGGUGUGCACGCUUCCGACGUGCUGCUUAGUUCUAAUCAUCAGCUUUUCUUUUCUUGCCUGUAAGAUGCUGUCGCUGUUCAAAGCAGCGAUUAUUAGUACUGUAUAAAUGUCACGCGCCGUGAGGCCCAUCUAACUCAUUCUAACAGUCACGUCCACACUUCAAUGUACAUCCUCAUCAUCAUCCUCAUCAGCCCUUUCGCGUUGGCAUCGGCGUCAGCCUAGCCUUCGCUUGCGCCACAUCCGAUGUUAGACAUGAUACCAAUGUACAUGUACAUACAAAUAACCGUCUUCACCGAAACCAACGCCUCUCCCUCUCUUGUAUUCUAGCCUUCCUAUUGCCAUGUAGAGGAUGCAUCCAUUUCCUUACUGUACAAAUUUGGCCGCUGUCGAGCGUUUGUUAGCAGCACCAUCUAUUUUCAUCCUUUUCCGUGUGUCCUGCUGCUACCUGCUGCUACUUGAUAUGUACAAUCGUACUGCUUAGCCUGCUAUGCUGUCUACUCACUUGAUAUGUACAUACUGCUUAGCCUGCUAUUCUGUCUACUCCCUAGGUGAAACAAGUCCACGCCAACCUGUCGCCGCACGCACGCCCUGUUACUCGUUUGUCCACUUUGUAAAGGCUGGUCCGAUAUACCCCCCCCCCCCCUACCCCUCGUCUCACCCCUCCCGCUCCUCGGGUCAAAAGCCCCCGGGCUCUUGAUCUGCUUGCUGUGUCUAUCUUGCUUGCUGUUUGGUUUUUGGCGCUUACCCAAGAAGUGCUGCCGCAGCUUUAUUAGAGACUCAUUUUUAUUAUUCAAUUGCAUGGUAUUAUAUAAAAUUUCUAUCGCGGCGUUUCGCUCCAAACGUCAUAUCUGUACGCUUUUAUUAGAUGGACUCCGCCAACCGAUUUCCCUACUUGGAACUAUAUUGAACAUGUUUCUAUUGACUUUAUCGUUGGAAUUUGAAUCGUACGGUCAGACCUCGCUUAUCCGGUCCUCUUUUA